AUGGUUUCGAAUUUUCGUUUAUGGUUUUUUAUACUCUGUUUUUACCUUGUUAACACCGCGAUUAAAGCAGUCUCCGAAGAUGAAAUCGAAGAGAGAAAGCCUUACAUUGUGUACAUGGGAGACGCUGGAGCGACUGAGAAUUCUCAUGUUGAAAACCAUCACAAUCUUUUAUCGAAAACAAUCGGAGACGAGAGCAAAGCAAGAGAGGUUAAAAUGUAUAGCUAUGGGAAGAACAUUAAUGGAUUUGUGGCAAGACUUUAUCCUCAUGAAGCUGAGAAGCUAUCACGCGAAGAAGGAGUUGUAUCGGUGUUUAAGAACACUAAACUACAGCUUCACACGACAAGAUCAUGGGAUUUUCUAGGGUUUGUUGAGUCUAAAUACAAAAGAAGUGUAGCAGUAGAGAGUAAUAUCAUUGUGGGAAUUCUUGACACAGGAAUCUAUAUCGACUCACCAAGCUUCGAUGACAAAGGCUAUGGACCUCCUCCAGCUAAAUGGAAAGGAAAAUGUGUAACUGGAAAUAACUUGACUAAUUGCAAUAAUAAAGUGAUAGGUGCAAGGUACUAUCACCUUGAGCAACAGAGACUUUUCGAUAGCCGGGGACAAACCGCUGCGGAUUACGAUGGUCAUGGGACUCAUAUAUCUUCCACAAUCGCCGGUGUUUCUAUCUCCAGCGCUAGCCUCUUCGGAAUUGCAAAUGGCACGGCUCGAGGCGGUGUUCCUUCUGCUCGAAUAGCUACUUAUAAGGUGUGUUGGGACGAAGGAUGUUCAGCCAUGGACAUGAUGGCGGCAUUCGACAAGGCGAUUUCUGAUGGUGUCGAUGUGAUAUCGAUAUCAAUCGGAGGAGCUUCUCUUCCGUUUUUCGAAGAUCCUAUCGCGAUUGGAGCGUUCCACGCUAUGAAAAGAGGAAUCUUGACAACUUGUUCUGCAGGCAACAAUGGUCCUGCUCUCUUUACGGUUUCUAACCUUGCGCCGUGGGUAAUGACUGUCGCGGCUAACUCGAUCGACCGGAAGUUUGAAACUCUUGUCAAACUCGGCAAUGGCCUCGCCACGUCUGGAAUCUCUUUAAACGGAUUCUCUCCAAAGAAGAAAAUGUAUCCUCUAACUAGCGGUUCGCUUGCGUCUAACGUAUCUGCAGGAAGCUAUGAACAACCAAGUUCUUGUGAACCCGGGACAAUGGGAGAGGAUAAAGUGAUGGGAAAAGUAGUUUACUGUGAAGCAUCACGUGAAGAAGGAGGCAGUAAUCAAGAUCAAAUAGUGAGAAACUUAAAAGGAGCUGGUGUGAUCGUUCAACUUCUAGAACCGACUGAACGGGCCGCUGCAACUCUCAUUGCUGGCUCUUAUGUCGUCAUGGAAGACGGUACAAAGAUCUCUGAGUACAUCAACUCCACCAAAAACCCUCAAGCCGUAAUCUUUAAGACAAAAACAUCCAAAACGUUAGCUCCAUCGAUUCCUUCCUUCUCAGCGAGAGGACCGCAAAGAAUCAGCCCCAACAUUCUCAAGCCUGACAUUUCAGCGCCGGGGCUAAACAUUCUUGCAGCACACUCGAAGUUAUCAACGGUAACGGGUUAUCCAGACGACAAAAGACAAACACUUUUUAACGUAAUGUCAGGAACAUCAAUGGCUUGUCCACACGCCGCAGCUGCAGCAGCAUAUGUCAAAUCAUUCCAUCCUGAUUGGUCUCCUGCCGCAAUCAAAUCCGCCCUAAUGACAACAGCUACUCCGAUGAGAAUGAAAGGAAACGAAGCAGAACUAAGUUACGGGUCAGGUCAAAUCAACCCGAGGAGAGCAAUACACCMCGGUCUAGUCUACGACAUAACCGAAACCGCUUACUUACAAUUCCUCUGCAAAGAAGGGUAUAAUAGCACAAGUAUCGGACUUUUAGUCGGCGAUAAUAACAACAAUACGAAGAAGGAAUACAGAUGCGUAGAUCACAAGCAAGGGUUAGGAGGAUCCGACGGGCUAAAUUCCCCGUCAAUGCAUAAACAAGUGAGUGGAGAGAAAGUGACGGAGAUUUUUUACAGAACGGUUAGGAAUGUUGGAUAUGGUCCGUCGAAUUACGUGGUUAAGGUUUGGGCACCAAAGGGUUUAAGAGUUCAAGUUGUGCCUAGGGUUAUGAGUUUUGCUAAACCUGGAGAGACCAAGAAUUUCAAGGUUAUGGUUGAUGGAGUUUGGGAUGAGUCAAUGAAAGGGAUUAUGUCUGCUUCUGUGGAAUGGGAUGAUUCAAGAGGACAUCUUGUGAGAAGUCCGAUUCUCUUGUAUCAUUCGGACAGUGAUUAUUUCACUUAA
Messenger RNA from Arabis nemorensis, 2286 nucleotides. The record is from the annotation of a GenBank genome assembly. NCBI's taxonomy places the organism in Eukaryota, Viridiplantae, Streptophyta, Magnoliopsida, Brassicales, Brassicaceae.